AUAGAAAGGCGCCCGUGGCAAUCUCAGUAAGCAUUAAAGCUGUGAUUGGUGCGGACGAACGCGGAUUAGUGCGCUUAAAAUCAGGGUUCGGUUUUAGAGUGAAGUAAUGUUGCGCGGCCAAAUUUAUAAUUUCAAUUGAUAUAUUGCACAACUUGAAGCGAAAACUUUGAACCGAUUGACAACUACUUUUCGAUCCUUCAAGAAGAGUGCUCCUUGUGGAACUGACAAAAUUUCCGUGCAACCACAAUGACCGACAUUGAAGAUAUUAUCGCGAAGCUACAGCGCUUCUCGUGGCCGGACUAUGGUGUCUUCAUAGCCAUGUUUGUGAUCUGCAUAAUGAUCGGCAUCUAUUUUGGCUUCAUGAAUCGCAGCCUUUCAGAGUCCGACUAUCUAAUGGGCGGUCGCAACAUGCUGGUCUUGCCCAUUGCACUCUCUCUGGUGGCGAGCUUCAUUUCCGGCAUCACCUUGCUGGGCUUACCGACGGAGGUAUACUCCUACGGCGUCCAAUAUUUGUACGUCUCCUUGGGCGUAAUGGCAAUGGGAGUAGUGAUGGGCGUAUUUUACCUGCCCGUCUUUCAUCAGUUGAACAUCACAUCGACAUAUGAGUAUCUGGAGAGCCGCUUCGAUCGCCGUCUACGAAUGUAUGGAUCCGUAAUGUUUGCUAUUAUGAAUGUCGCUUAUUUGCCAAUUGUAAUCUACGUGCCGGCUUUAGCCUUCAAUCAGGUGACAGGAGUUGCCGUGCACACCAUCACGCCCAUCGUUUGCAUUAUCUGCAUCUUCUAUACCAGUUUGGGCGGCAUUAGAGCUGUCGUCUGGACAGAUGUGGUGCAGACCGUGUCGAUGGUGGGCGCUCUAAUACUGGUAGCCGUCAAAGGAAGUCACGACAUUGGCGGCGCAGGGGUGGUGCUGAGAAACGCUUGGGAAACGGACCGCAUCGAAGGGCCCGACUUGAGUAUAAACCCCACUGUGCGCCAUACGCUGUGGUCCCAACUCAUCGGGGGCGUGUUCUAUUGGACCCAGACGAAUGCGGUUUCACAGAAUAUGAUUCAGCGCUAUCUUUCGUUACCCACCUUGCGUGCCGCUCGCAUAGCUUUAUUCAUCUUCUGCACUGGCGUGCUGAUCAUGAUGGCGCUUUGUGGCUACAAUGGUUUGCUAAUAUACGCUACGUACAAAAAUUGUGAUCCGCUCACCACAAAGCUGGCUAAGGCACGGGAUCAACUACUGCCUCUAUUCGUAAUGGAUACAUUGGGGGAUUAUCCCGGGCUCACGGGGCUAUUCAUUGCUGGAGUUUUUAGUGCCGCGCUGAGCUCGCUUUCCACAUGCUUGAACUCAAUGUCCGCUGUGGUGCUGGAGGAUUUUGUCAAACCCUUUGUGAAACGACCGUUAUCCGACUCGGCGAUAAAUUGGAUAAUGAGAUCGGUUGUGGUGGGGAUGGGUGUCCUUUGCGUCUGCCUGGUCUACGUUGUUGAACACAUGGGAACUGUGCUCCAGUUGACUAUGAGCUUAGAAGCCAUCACCAAUGGACCGCUCUUCGGAAUAUUUACUAUUGGCAUCUUUAUGCCGUGGAUAAGCGGCAACAGCGCUUUAACUGGCGGUGUGGUGGGCGUAAUUGCCAUGUCGUGGAUAAGCUUGAAGGCACAAUGGGCUAUAGCUUCGGGCGCCAUUAGAUAUGAAACGAAGCUCAUCACUGUUGAUCAAUGCGACUAUCAGUUUGAACGAACCGGCCUAUCAUUGAGCCCAUCCAAUAUGACCGCUUUGAAUGCGGCGGCAGAUCGCAGCGAAAUAUUCCCUUUGUACCGGAUUUCCUACAUGUGGUUUACUUGCCUGGGCGCCUUGAUUACAAUUUUCAUUGCGGUUCUUUAUUCGAGCAUAGCUGGUGGUCGCAACUUCAAGGCGGUGGACCCUGAGCUUUUGACACCUUGCAUUAGAAAAUAUAUGCGGAACAGAGGCGAUUAUAUGAAAAACGCACAUAAAAAUGAAGUCCCGUUGAAGGUGCGACUUGCCGCAGACGAGGUGGCCUUAUAGGUUAAUUUUUAAACCCGUUUGAAAGUGUUAUCCUUAGAAUAGAAAUAAUCAAAUGAUCAAUUACUGUUUAUUGAGGUGAAUUUAUAAGUUGAGGUGAAAUAAGAAUAUCGUGUGUGGUUGUUUCAACACGAUUUUGAAAAAAUAACGGAUAAGAGAGUCAAGUAAGAAAUAAAUCCAGAAAUAUACCCUAAGUGUUAAUAAUACAAUA
This is a messenger RNA of Zeugodacus cucurbitae (melon fly), 2233 nucleotides long. It is a transcript of the gene bumpel, whose product is annotated as sodium-coupled monocarboxylate transporter 1. NCBI's taxonomy places the organism in Eukaryota, Metazoa, Arthropoda, Insecta, Diptera, Tephritidae. Gene Ontology annotation, biological process: sodium ion transport; transmembrane transport. The record is from RefSeq and is a predicted model, not a curated record. The transcript has 9 exons. Gene Ontology annotation, molecular function: symporter activity. Gene Ontology annotation, cellular component: membrane. The coding region runs from base 247 to 2025 and encodes 592 amino acids.